Messenger RNA from Gambusia affinis (western mosquitofish), 1421 nucleotides. RefSeq names its product olfactory receptor 52N2-like. Gene Ontology annotation, cellular component: membrane. Gene Ontology annotation, molecular function: G protein-coupled receptor activity; olfactory receptor activity. Bases 469 to 1404 code for a protein of 311 amino acids. NCBI's taxonomy places the organism in Eukaryota, Metazoa, Chordata, Actinopteri, Cyprinodontiformes, Poeciliidae. The transcript has 3 exons. Gene Ontology annotation, biological process: G protein-coupled receptor signaling pathway. The record is from RefSeq and is a predicted model, not a curated record.
GAAAGAUUUUAUUAUUGAGAUAUAAAACCCAUGAAAUGUUUUGUGCCUCUAUAACUAACUAACCCCAGUAAAAGAAGAAUUUAAUAACCCGAAACACAGUCAUGUUUCCUCUAAGAUGGCAUUCAUUUCUCCUGAGACUUUUUAAAUGUUUGUCUUAACAGUUUCUUUUUAAUAUCAAUGAGUGCAUCACAGGCAAGGUUAAAAACAGACUCUUAUGUUUGUGUGUUGUUUUAAAUGUUUGCAUUAUAAUAAUUAUAAGAAUAUUUAUUUUGCUAUUUUUUUCUGUAGAUCAUUGGAAUUACAGGAAUGUAGUUUCUCUGCUUGCAGAUUUAUUUUUUUGUUUUCUUUAUUCCACAGGGCUGCACAACAUACCAGCUGUAGGCCGCCAUCUGGAGUUUCUCCUGUUGGGAGCCUUUAAUGCCCAGUCUGAUCCUGAAGCUCUGGACCAGGACGGUUUGGUAGAAGACGAUGAUGGAACCAUUAAAGGAAAACAUUUCCUUGCACAACUACUUCAUCUUCAGUGGCUUCAGUGAGCUUGGAGCUCUGAAAUCCUUCAUUUCUAUCCCCUUCCUGAUUCUGUUCUUUGUGUCUCUGUUUGCCAACUCCCUGCUGAUCUAUGUGGUCGUUUCACAGAGGAGCCUCCACUCCCCGAUGUACAUCCUCAUCGCCUGCAUGUCAUUUGUUGAUAUGUGCCUGCCACUGAUUCUCAUCCCCAACCUGUUGCUGAACGUCUUGUUCAACGCCAGCGGGAUCUCUCUCAGCGGCUGCCUGGUUCAGAUGUUUUUGAUUCACAUGUUAGGAGCUUGUCAGUCGGCUCUUCUGGUCUGGAUGGCGUUGGAUCGAUACUUUGCCAUCUGCAGGCCCCUUUCCUACCAUGAUCACAUGUCUUUACCCAGAUUCCUCAGGUUUAUCAUCCCAGUUAUGAUCAAGGAUGUGAUCAUGGUGUCACUGGUCACAGUUCUAGCAGGUAAAGUGUUGUACUGCUUCAGGAAUGUGAUAAACCACUGCUUCUGUGAACACAUGGCCUUGGUGGAGUUGGGCUGUGGCAGCACAGCCAUCAACAGUCUGGUUGGGUUAUUAGGAGUCUUUGUGGUCCCUAUUGUUGACUUCUUUUGCGUCACUGCUUCAUAUAUAAUCAUAUUUCACUCUGUGCUGCGUUCAGGUAAAUCCACUGCUAAAGCUCUGCACACCUGCAUCACUCACAUCAUCGUCAUUGUCAUCAGUUUGACCUUCUUACUCACGGCUUACUUGGCUUAUCGGAUGAACAGUCUCCCAAACGCUGGUCGUCUCUUCGUCAGUACCAUGUACAUGUUCCUUCCCAGCUGUAUAAACCCGAUCAUCUACGGAGUCAGAACCACUGAGAUUCGACAAAAUGUCUUAAAACUACUGUCUUCUUGUCGAUAGGUAAAAACUGUGAAUUA